UGCUGCAGCGAAGUGUACUUGAAAGCAGCGCUCUCCAACCGAAUUUAAACACACGAAGAAGAAGAACCGGAAGCUGAAUAAAGCGACUAGCUUGACUCCAUUUUCUAGCUAGCGUUGAGGGGUUGUUUGUUUACGUUUUCCCCUUUACGAACAAAUUUAUUUAUUUUUGUUUCUUGUUAUUCUUAAAAGACAAAUUAUUUGUCAAGAUGGGAGGCGGAGAUCUGAACUUAAAAAAGAGCUGGCACCCCCAGACUAUGAAAAACAUCGAGCGAGUCUGGAAAGCUGAGCAGAAACAUGAAGCUGAACGUAAGAAGAUCGAGGAGCUCCAGAAGGAGCUGAAAAACGAACGAGCUCGAGAAGAAAUGACCAGAUACGCAGAGGAAACUGGUGCCAUCAAGAAGAGAGAUGACCGCCUGGACUGGAUGUACCAGGGUCCCGCUGGUCAGGUGUCCAGAGACGAGUAUCUGCUGGGGCGCCCCAUCGACAAGCAGAUCACAGAUCAGUACGAGGAGCCGGAGAGCGGUCCAUCAGCCGAGACGGGCCUCCUGCCUGGCUCCAUUUUCAACCCCGUCACCCCUGCUUCAGGCCUGGAUCUGGCUGCUAAGAUCAGGGAGGACCCUUUGUUCCAGAUCCGGAAACGUGAGGAAGAAAAAAAGAGAGAGUUUCUAACUAAUCCAGUAAAGAUGAAGAAAAUUAAGGAAAUGCUGCAACAGAAUCUUGAAAAGAAAGACAAGAAAAAGAAGAGGAAGAAGGAAAGAAAGGAGAAGAAAGAGGGCAAGGAAAGGAGAAGGGAAACGAAGCACAGGAGGAGGAGUUUAAGCUCAGACGAUGAGGAGGACAAACGCAGGUGGAACUCAAGAGAUGAAUCUACAGACGUUAAAUCUUCACAUCAUGUUCCAGGAUACGGCCUCCAGCUUCCUGGAGGCCGACAUCAUCAGGACUCGGCUACGUCGAGUCGCUCUGGGCGCAGAGAGAGGAGCCGGUCGCGCUCUCCUCACCCGAACCACAAGGACAACCGACACUCCUCCUCAUCCUCACACAGAGCCGAGAGGAAGGUGGAGCCCAGAGCGCCAAGCCCGCAGCGUUACCAGCGUCAGAGGAACCACGUGUCAAAGAAGCUUUCUGCCGAGGAGCUGGAGAGGAAGAGGCGUGAGAUGAUGAGCCAGGCCAAGCAGAGGGAGGAGGACCGGGAGAACAACGUGAAGCGGUACAAGAGGCAGGACGAGCAGGAGAAGCAGCGAGAACAAAACGUCAAACAGGAGCGACACGCCGGAUUCAUCCACGACAUGAAGCUGGAGAGCGCUGCCAGCUCCUCUUUAGAGGACCGAGUGAAGAGAAACAUUCACUCCAUCCAGAGAACGCCGGCCUCCCUCGACAACUUCAUGAAGAGGAAUUAGUUUCUGUUUUCAAACAAACAAAUCAUCUGGCUUUUAUUUUGAAAACAUGAGCAGUUUGUUCCCAUCUCGGUGAAAAGCAUCAAUUUGUUGUUUUUUUGUACAGUUUGACAUUUUAGAUUUUCAAACRAUUGUUUUUUGAAUAUAUGGUUGUUAUUUUGUGUAAAGAGGUAAAUACUGUAAAAUAAAAAAAAUAUUGAUUUAAAAAAA
Molecule: messenger RNA, 1604 nt
Organism: Austrofundulus limnaeus
Lineage: Eukaryota; Metazoa; Chordata; Actinopteri; Cyprinodontiformes; Rivulidae
Gene: cwc25
Product: CWC25 spliceosome associated protein homolog
Exons: 8
Coding region: 207-1397 (396 amino acids)
Biological process (GO): mRNA splicing, via spliceosome
Cellular component (GO): U2-type spliceosomal complex
Source: RefSeq, a predicted model, not a curated record